This is a messenger RNA of Lichtheimia ornata, 312 nucleotides long. RefSeq lists its product as uncharacterized. The record is from RefSeq and is a predicted model, not a curated record. NCBI's taxonomy places the organism in Eukaryota, Fungi, Mucoromycota, Mucoromycetes, Mucorales, Lichtheimiaceae. Bases 1 to 312 code for a protein of 103 amino acids. The transcript has 2 exons.
AUGCAACAACACACCAGACCAACAGUCUGCAAUCCGUUACGUGCAACCAAGUCAUCAGAUGGCGAACAUGGAGUCGAUCGAAGGGAGCUGAAUGUACCGCAUGAGCACUUGGCUGGCGGCCUCUUCCACACCACGCAUAGCAACAACAGCAAUAAGGCGAGGAUCGACAAGCAUAGUGAACAACGACACACAAUAUGUGAACAACAGCAUAUGAUGAUUACGACAUCGGUUCCUUUUGUACGCUGUUUGGAGAUACAUGUGGUACGCUAUCCUAUGAAGAUCUUGAAAACGCUGCCGGCUUAUGGAUACUGA